This is a messenger RNA of Thunnus maccoyii (southern bluefin tuna), 2356 nucleotides long. Its product is annotated as natterin-3-like. Lineage: Eukaryota; Metazoa; Chordata; Actinopteri; Scombriformes; Scombridae. The record is from RefSeq and is a predicted model, not a curated record. Bases 571 to 1770 code for a protein of 399 amino acids. The transcript has 4 exons.
CCGUGCCAUGCUUGACUACCAAAAUGAAUGCUGGGAUAUUUGUGUUGACAAGUUCACACAAGUUACUAACCAAUGCAUCAGUAGUAAAAUGAGCAUGUCAAGAACACUUCUGGGAAUUUUAACCGUUCUUGGUGAAAUGUGAGCUUUUGUAUUAGAACAGUACUUGGGCUGCGACUGAUGACGUUUCACAAGGACACAAGUACAGACAAGAUGCAGAUUGAGAACCAUAGUCUCACUCAAUCCUCACCUCCAAAAUCAUUUGCGAUUGCUCCUGGUUCUGUUGCUUUACUUCAUGUCCUGCACCACAUGUCACAUGACUAUGAAUGAAAGGCUCACUGAGCAUGAAUUUUAGACCUUCCUUGUUUAGUUGUUAAAGGGUUUGAUGUGAAGAAUGUUUGUUUGCUAUGAUCAGGACCACAUCCAUCUUAUGAUAUCUACUCUCACACCAGUGGACCAGUUAAUGUUUACUGGUCAAUUGCAGUGCCAAAAAGUGAAACUGUUUGUCCAAUGACUCAACCAUGAAGCAGCUACAGUAUAUAAACCUGGAGGUGACUGGAGGUGGAUCAGCUGAUGGACACUAUGAUGAUGAAGCUGUCAGUGUUGUUCCUGCUGGCUCUGCAGACUCCGUCUUCAGCCAAUCCUCUGGACAUCAAGAACACCACAGAGCACAGCAAUGUCUCCUUAAUGAAUCCACAUCUAGAUGGCGGGCCUGAAAUCGCAGCUAAUGGAUCGAUGCCAAGAGAUCUGCCGCUGCUUAGUGUUGCUAAGUUAACGCAGAGGAGGCGGGUUCAGUCGUCCUCCAUCACUGCUGACGUCGGCACCACCCUGGAAUGGGUGACGUGGAACAACUAUCUCCCCAACAAUGCCAUCUCAAUCUACAAUGGAUAUUUUGAUCGCAUUGACUAUGUCUGCAAAUACAUGUGUAACGCUGGCUUUUAUAACCCCAGCAUGGGCCCUUAUUGCCACUAUCCCAGUGCAGAAAAAGAAUAUUCUGGUUCCCCCUUUGAGAUCCUGGUGAACAAAGACAAUUUUGAGAUCCUGGAGUGGAAGGAUGAUUCGUACGGAUCAGUGCCCCAAAAUUCAGUCAGAACCUGUCCCGGGGAGGACACAUAUGUAGGGAAGAACAAAUAUGGACUUGGGAAGGUGGUUACUCAGGAUAAAGCUUUCUACCUGCCUUGGAAGGGGUAUGAGUAUUGGUACAACUACUACCAGGUCCUGACCAUCAAUCAGAAUGUAAUCAGCCAGCAGAUCUACGAUGUCAGGUACAACACUGAUGAGUCUAAGAUCUUAAAGUAUCCCCCAGAGAUCAUGCGCAAAACAACCAUUAGCAACUAUGAGUGCCACCCAGUGGUGAAAACAGAUACCCUCUCAAAGACACAUCAGGUGGAGUACAGGUGGGACAUCACCUCUUCCAUCACAUUUGGUGUUAAAACUAGCAUCAAGGCCGGUAUUCCCUUAUUAUUCUCUGUAGGCAUUGAGUUCAGCACCGAGGAGACAUUCCAGUUCUCCUGGGAAAACACGGUGACGGAGGCCGUCACUGAUUCUGUCUCUGUGGGGCUCACUGCUCCACCAAACCACGCCUGUAUGGUUAAUAUGGUGCAGUAUAAGUACAAAGCUGACAUCCCAUUCACAGCACGCCUCAGACGCACAUAUAGUAAUGGAGAGAUCCGCACGAUGUCCAUCAUAGGGACGUACGACAGCAUUCAGAUUGGAGAAGUCCAGGCCGUGGUGGACCGAUGUGAACCUCUAAACUCCACACCUUGUCCAUGAAAGUCAAUUCAGUGCUAUUUUUAAAUUACUUUCUGAAUAUGAGAACCAUGGGCUCAAAGUUAUAUAAAAAAGAAAAUACUGUAUUUGAGUUCCAUUUAUAAGCCUUUAUUAAAUAAACUUUCACCUCAACAUUAGCACCAAAUAAACUCAGUCAACAAUGCCAUUAAAAUGAGCUCAUUAACAUAAAAAUACAGUUUAAUUUCCAAAGAGGUAGAUUAUGUCCAUCUCUGCUGUCUGAGAACUUGUAUUUUUCUUAAUGCAAACCUCAUUUGGGAACAUUUGGGAAUUGUUUUACAUGGUCUUUGGCAUCAUUCUUGUUGGCAGGUGACAUUUGUUCAACUUCCACCAGAAUGCACACUGCUGAUCCUUGCUGAAUGUACUGUAAUGACAUAAAUUACCACGACAUGAAAUGCGACAGUUUUUCACAUCUAGAUCUCGUUCCUUGUUGAGUUUGUAUACACUUAUUGUAAACCACUUUGGACUCAAGUAAAAUGAAUGAAUAUAAUAUGAAUAUAAAUAUAUGCCUUUUUAUUUCAUGCCUUAAUGAUAAAUGGAUUUGUACAUAAUAAAAUCACAUGGCAUUUUA